AUGACGGAUAUCCUUUUCAAGCUUAACACCGGCGCAAGCAUCCCCGCCUUGGGCUUGGGAACCUGGCAGAGUCCAGAAGGUCAAGUCCGCGCCGCCGUUGCGCAUGCCAUUAAAUCUGGCUACCGGCACAUCGACUGCGCCUAUGUUUACGGUAACGAGAAAGAAGUCGGAGAAGGAAUCAAAGAAGGUCUGGCGGCUGCGGGAAUAUCCCGAAGCGAUCUCUUCAUCACCACCAAAUUAUGGUGCAGCUAUCACACCCGCGUCGAACAGAACCUCGACAUCAGCUUGGGCCUGUUGGGUCUCGAUCAUGUUGACCUCUACCUCAUGCACUGGCCCGUGGCAAUGAAUCCAAAUGGCAACCACGAAAAAUUUCCUAAACUGCCCGAUGGAUCGAGAGAUUUGCUACGAGACAGAUCCCACAUCGACACAUACAAGGACAUGCAGAAGCUGCUCAAGACCGGCAAGGUCAAGGCCAUUGGCGUGUGCAAUUACUCCAAGAAAUUCCUUGAAGAGCUGUUGCCUCAUGUCGACAUCGUCCCCGCGGUCAAUCAGAUCGAGAACCACCCGCUACUCCCACAACAAGAGAUCGUCGAUUUGUGCAAAGAGAAGGGAAUACACGUUACCGCAUACAGUCCACUCGGCAGCACAGGUUCGCCCUUGAUGCAGGAUCCCCAUGUCGUCAAGCUGGCCGAACAGAAGGGGGUGAGUCCAGGUUCGAUCUUGCUAAGCUACCACAUCGCCCGAGGCAAUUCGGUGCUCGCCAAAUCUGUCACUCCUUCUCGCAUCGAUGAAAACAAGAAGAUCGUUUCUCUGUCCUCGGAUGACUUGGCUUCACUCGCGGAAAUCUCCAAGAAGGGUGUCAAACGAUUUGUCUAUCCCGAGUUUGGGUUCGAUUUUGGGUUCCCGGACAGGUCAUGA
This is a messenger RNA of Capronia coronata CBS 617.96, 918 nucleotides long. RefSeq names its product alcohol dehydrogenase. The record is from RefSeq and is a predicted model, not a curated record. The coding region runs from base 1 to 918 and encodes 305 amino acids. Gene Ontology annotation, molecular function: aldose reductase (NADPH) activity. Lineage: Eukaryota; Fungi; Ascomycota; Eurotiomycetes; Chaetothyriales; Herpotrichiellaceae. The transcript has 2 exons. Gene Ontology annotation, cellular component: cytosol.